Messenger RNA from Scleropages formosus (Asian bonytongue), 816 nucleotides. It is a transcript of the gene cldn2, whose product is annotated as claudin 2. Gene Ontology annotation, molecular function: structural molecule activity. Gene Ontology annotation, cellular component: bicellular tight junction; membrane. Bases 1 to 816 code for a protein of 271 amino acids. Lineage: Eukaryota; Metazoa; Chordata; Actinopteri; Osteoglossiformes; Osteoglossidae. The transcript has a single exon. The record is from RefSeq and is a predicted model, not a curated record.
AUGGCGUCGGCGCCACUGGAACUGCUCGGCUUCUUCCUCGGCCUGCUGGGCCUGAUGGGCGCCCUGGUGGCCACCAUCCUGCCGCACUGGAGGACCUCGGCCUUCAUCGGCUCCAACAUCGUCACGGCUGUUGUGAACACAAAGGGGUUGUGGAUGGUAUGUGUGCACCAGAGCACCGGCACCUUCCAGUGUGAGAGCUACAACUCCAUGCUGGCACUGCCCACGGACCUCCAGGCUGCGCGUGCCAUGAUGGUGAUCUCUGUGGCACUGUCCGUGAUGGGCUGCGCCACCGCCUGCCUGGGCAUGAAGUGCACAGUGUGCCUCGAGGAGCCUGCUGCCAAGACCAAGGUGGCCGGUGCUGCCGGCGGCUGCUUCCUGCUCGCAGGCUUCUUCUGCCUGGUGCCCGUCUCCUGGAUCACCAACAGCGUGGUGCAGACGUUCUACCAGCCUGCAGUGCCUGCCAGCCACAAGUAUGAGCUGGGCGAGUGUCUUUACGUCGGCCUCAGCUCCUUCCUUCUGUCCCUACUGGGGGGCGCCCUGCUCUGCCUCUCCUGCUGCGACAGCUGCCGCGACCACAGGAGGUUCGGGAGACAGGGGAGUUGGUACCCCUAUCACAGCCGUGCCCCCAGAGCCAGCUCCCAUGGCAGGGCCUACCACCCCCCCACUCUCCAAGCUGGGGCCGACAUGCUCACCAAGCACCAAAUGCCCAAGCGCAACACCUCCAGAUCAAGUGGUCGGUCCAGUGGGCCGGACCAAGACCCGAAGCCGGCUCUCAACAACACGGCAGCAGGCUACGACGUCACUGGGUACGUCUGA